Sardina pilchardus (European sardine) is the source of this 3159-nucleotide messenger RNA. Its product is annotated as probable E3 ubiquitin-protein ligase HERC3. The record is from RefSeq and is a predicted model, not a curated record. Lineage: Eukaryota; Metazoa; Chordata; Actinopteri; Clupeiformes; Clupeidae. Gene Ontology annotation, biological process: ubiquitin-dependent protein catabolic process; protein ubiquitination. The transcript is spliced from 23 exons. Gene Ontology annotation, cellular component: cytoplasm. The coding region runs from base 147 to 3086 and encodes 979 amino acids. Gene Ontology annotation, molecular function: ubiquitin protein ligase activity; guanyl-nucleotide exchange factor activity.
AAUACAAUAACACUAACCUCCAUUUCACUGAAAUGACUUGAACGUAUUUACUAUUCAUUAAAAUAGCAUCCAAAGCAUUAUGCGCGUAGCUGGUGAGUGAUGAGGGCAGCUAGAAGAUAACUCAUACUUGCAUAAUAAUUGUUUGAAUGAUGUCAAUGGCAAUGCUUUCUUGGGGAGCAGGAUCCCGUAAAGGUUUGCGUAGGUCUGAUGCCGUUGUGGAAUCGCGCUCUGGAGUUCACUUUGUGCGUCCGAAAUCCAAAAUUCAAGACAUUUCGGUUGGAAGAAGAAUUGCUGCGUUUUUACGCGGCGAUGGAAAUGUCGACUAUCUCUUGAGUGUGGAGAGUUCGGACGGAAAAGCAAAACCUGGAAAACUAAAUUCCCUCGAUUUGAAAGAGAAGAUUAAAGAAAUAUGCUGUGGGGAUGCGCAUGUUGUCCUCAUUUCCCAUGGCGGGAAGGCUUUACACAUGGAUACAACUCAGAUCCCAAGGCGUAUGAAAGGCCUCAGUAGUGAACACAUCACUCAGGUUGCAUGUGGGGACCAGCAUUCGAUUGCUCUUUCACAGGACGGGCAGUUAUUCACGUGGGGCCAGAACUCCAAUGGUCAGCUGGGUCUGGGGAAGGGGGAGCCCAGCACCAUGUCCCCCCAACCCCUCAAGUCUCUGGCGGGGAUCCCCCUGUCUCAGAUCAGUGCUGGAGGAGACCACAGCUUUGCCCUGUCCCUCUCAGGGGCCGUGUUUGGCUGGGGCAAGAACAGCGCUGGCCAGCUGGGCCUAGGAGACCUCUCAGAUCGUCCAGAACCUGUUGAUGUGAGUUGCUUAAGUCUCAAGAAGACCAUCUUUAUUUCAUGUGGAGCGGAACACACUGCCAUCCUUGUGAAGGAUGGUGGAGUGUUUACAUGUGGAUCAGGACGUUAUGGCCAGCUGGGGCACAACUCCUUCAGAGACGAACUGAGACCACGACUGGUGGCUGAACUCUGGGGCUCAAAGGUGUCUCAGAUUGCCUGUGGGAGGCACCACACCUUGGUGCUGGUGGGACCCUCAAAGAUUUACUCAUUUGGACGUGGUGACCAGGGGCAGCUUGGAAAUGGACAAAUAGUCAAUCAGUGUGUUCCUCUCGCUACUUGUGCACUUGUCACCAGCGUGGAGCAAAGAGUAACAAAACUUAUUGCUGGAGGGAAUCUCUCUUUUGCUUUAUGUGAUUCUACUCAGGAAUGCCAGAAAGGCCCAGCCAAGCACAAACCCACCAUAAGAAAGAGAGAAGCACUAAAUGAUAAAAAGAUUGGCAAGUGGAUCUCAAACUGUAAUUCCUCCUGGGAAAAAAUCCAGAGUGAAAUAACAGAAAUAUGUUCAUCUGCUUCAAGCAUCAAUGGAAGCUUCCUUGAGACAGGCUGUGAUGAACAUUACAAAACAUCAUCUGGGUACUCUGGGCUGGAUCUGUCUCUGGCUCGCAUUGCUUUUGAGAAGCUCUCCACGACUAAAAAGGAGAGGAAAGUCAUGCUGAAGGUGGAGUCUGUGGUGCGCCUGCGUCUGCUCCCCUCGCUGAGCCCCAGCCCUGCUGGAGUGGAGGGCCUCAGAGUUUACCUCAUCCUGCCGGAGCUGCUCAGGGUGCUGCUCAAACACAACAGGGGGACAGACCUCGCCGUCUCAUUGGCCGAGGCCAUUCUCAGGCUGCACCCUGAUUCGCUAAAAGCCCUGGGGAUGCUUUGGUUCAGCCUGUCUGACUCUUUCAUUGGAGCACUUGUUACAGCAUUCCGCUCAGUGUGUGAAACAUUACUUGAUGGGAUCCCCAAAAGACUCUUUGGUCAUGAGGCUUUGCAGAAAGUGGUGGAAGUCCUGCAGAGGGUGUAUGAGGCUACACACGGAAAAGUUCCAGAAAACAUGUUCCAGAUCAAAAAUAUUAACAUCUAUGAUCAAACAAUCCUUAAGAUAUUGGAAUCAUGUACCUGCAUCUAUGACCUGGAGGCCAAAUUUGCUUUGUUUAAAGGCACAGCCCGAAAGAUGAAAGAAGCAUCUAGAAUCUCCUGGUUUCAGCCAUUAGACGAAUUUAAGCUGACAGUGAGGCGAACUGAAAUUUUGGAGAGUGCCCUCAGUCAGCUUCGCUCAGCAGACCACUAUCUAUUACGGCACCCACUAAAGGUUAAGUUUGAGGGGGAAGAUGGUGUGGAUAUUGGAGGCGUGUCUCGUGCCUUCUUCAGUCUCAUUUCAAAGGCAUUUUCUACUGAGGGAAGUGAAACACUGGCAAUCUCAAAAGAAAACAAUGACAAGGACUCUCAGUACCUCUGGUUCAGACCAGAUGAUGAGAUUACCAGGGGCGCCACUGAAGCCCUUUACAUGGGCAUGAUCUUUGGGAUGGCACUGUAUAAUCACUGCACAGUCAACUGCAUCUUUCCACAAGCACUUUUUAAGAAACUGCUGGGUCUGAAAACAACUUUGGAAGAUCUGGAGGAACUACUACCAUGCCAAGCCAGGGGAUUGAAACAAGUGCUAGAUGAAGAUGAAGAUGUUGUUGAUGAUCUGUAUUUGGAUUUCACCGUGAAGGAUCAUGACCUGAUUGAAAAUGGAAGGAAUGUCUCUGUUUCCAAAUCAAAUAGGAAAAGAUAUGUUGACUUGUUUGUGGACUAUGUGCUCAACACAUCUGUCACUCGGCAAUUUGAAGACUUUCUCAAGGGCUUUGACCUGGGCUGCCCAUGCAGGACAUGGAGGAUGUUCCGUCCGGAUGAGCUGAUGAACGUUCUCUGUGGAGAGGUGGAGUACCAGUGGGAGGAGCUGCAGAAGAACGCAAUCUACGAAAACUGUAAGUCCUCUGACAAAACAGUGAAGGAUCUCUGGAAAGUUUUCUUUGAGUAUUCUGAUGAAAACAAGAAGAAGUUUUUAUCCUUUGUUCGGGGAACAGACCGGUUACCAGUGGGAGGUCUGGCCCGACUUCGUCUGACUGUACAUAAGCUGCACAUCAACACUGAUGAACACUAUCCAGAGUCCAGUACAUGUUACAUGGCCCUGAUACUUCCAAAUUAUAGCACGAUCGACACACUACGAAAUAAUCUAACCCAUGCUAUUAAUCAUUGUGAAGAGUUUGGUUGUUCCUAAAGAGCUUGAUAUAGAGGCAAUAUGUAGUUAUUGCUAUGAAAAUAACUACAUAUUGAAUUUUUUUUUUUUCCAU